Suillus bovinus is the source of this 1536-nucleotide messenger RNA. RefSeq lists its product as uncharacterized. NCBI's taxonomy places the organism in Eukaryota, Fungi, Basidiomycota, Agaricomycetes, Boletales, Suillaceae. The coding region runs from base 1 to 1536 and encodes 511 amino acids. The transcript is spliced from 4 exons. The record is from RefSeq and is a predicted model, not a curated record.
AUGUCUAAGAAUACCGCGAAGAAGCGAGCCGCUGGUGGCAUUGCUAAGAGGGUGAGUGGUCCACUUGGAUCGCCGGUUGCCUCUCCUGCCCCAGCAAGUCCUGGAAGUGAAGGAGAACAUGAGCUGGCGUGGUCAGAUGUCCACAGUCAGUGGUGUCUCAGUUGCCGUGAUGGUGCUGAUGGGGACGUUGUGCUCUACGAGUGCAGCAGCUGCCCUUGCGUCAUGUGUGGCAGGUGUCUUGCCAUCCCAUCUGACUCUCGCGACCUCGCGGGUCGCCCUGACGUCCUUUUCUGGUGCCUCAGCUGUCAUGCUGGGCACACCAAUAAGGUGCCUGUGCCCUACUUUGGUUUCUAUACAGGCGGCCCGCCGACUGCAGGAGGAAAGCCUGCCUUCCAGGACUUCCUCCGCUUGAAGGGAACGUUCGAGAUGGCAUCUUCCGCAGUAUUGGCCGCAGCUCCCGUCGCUGUCAUCCACUUUAUUGUGGGUGACAGUAAGGAGAUCGUCACGCCAGUACCUCUACUAUCCCACUACCUCGACCACUAUUUCCCCAAUGGCGGCUACAUCUAUCUAGAGGUCCCGUUCUACAUCGCGACGCACAAGGGUAUUUGCACAUACACUUGCGCCCAGGAUGCACGCGUCAGUAAGCUCAAGUCUCAUCUCGCCCACGGCGGACGUGUCUUCGCGUUUUUCUCAGAUCAUUCUGAGGAGGAUAGCGGAUGGCUUUUCGCCGGAAAAGAAAAAGGUAUUUUUGUUGCCAUGAGUGUUUCGCAGGUGCUAUGUACCGUGCUAGGACCAUACUCUGGUGUCCUCCAGGGCGCCAUGAUGGUCUUUCUAGUUUGUGGCUCUGUCGUGGCUCACGACGACGCCUUCGGUGAGCUCCAACAAACUGUUCUCGACUACAACGUGGGGUCGGUCAUCAUCUUUUCCGCCACUCGGUUCCAGCCACUUGUCGCUAUGAAUUUCUUGCUGGCUUUGGUGGAGCAGGUGAUAGUGGAGCAACUGGAUAUCAGUAAGGCAUUCCCGGGACUUCUCGCCCUGUCCAGUCGUCUGGGGCAACACACCAAGGUGAUCCUCAUGAUCAGGGAAGUUGCUCACAGCGUGCAUAACCUCCUCAUCACCCAGUUUGCACGUGCGCACAUGCAAACUCAGCCAUGGGGUAUCGCUGUCCCUGGACAGUGCCCUCUGUGUGGGUCCACUAAUAGUUGGUCAGCGAGGGUCGCAGUCCGGGGAGCGUGUGGGUCUUGCAAACCUGAUGAUCCUGACCAGGCUCCUGUAUCCAGGUACCUAUAUGCCUGCACUUAUCCUGAGUGCGGCAGGGUGCAGGGCAAACCUCCUUACAAGUUCCACAUUGAGAAGCCCCCUGGUUCCCUUGUCAACGCUGCUAUGACAAAGACCUCAAGUUGGUUCCAGUCCCCCUCCACAACUUUUCCGCCUUCUCUUAUGUCUUUGCCUGCUUCAUGUGGGCCUUCUGACACCAAAGGCAAGCGCCCCAGAAGUAUGGAUGCAGAAGUGUUGACCAAGAGGAUACGGAUUUGA